Orcinus orca (killer whale) is the source of this 4904-nucleotide messenger RNA. It is a transcript of the gene ARL14EP, whose product is annotated as ADP ribosylation factor like GTPase 14 effector protein. The coding region runs from base 207 to 989 and encodes 260 amino acids. The record is from RefSeq and is a predicted model, not a curated record. Gene Ontology annotation, cellular component: intracellular membrane-bounded organelle. The transcript has 4 exons. Lineage: Eukaryota; Metazoa; Chordata; Mammalia; Artiodactyla; Delphinidae.
CACCCAGCCCUCUCUUUAUGGUAGCGCUGAGACUCUCUAGCCUGGCUCGCCGCCCUCUCGCUGGUAGCGCCGGGAGGAGCUGAGAAGCCGGCUGCCGAGGCCCAGCUGAGACGUUGCGGGUGCGGCCCGACCCCGGCGAUUGAGAGCUCCCGCUAAAGGGUGAUCUGCUAGACAAAAAUCAAAGAGGAAAUUUGCUAGAAUCAAAAAUGAUGGAUCCAUGUUCAGUUGGAGUCCAGCUUCGUUCCACAAAUGAGUGCCAUAAAACCUACUAUACUCGUCAUACAGGUUUCAAGACUUUGCAAGAAUUGUCAUCAAAUGACAUGCUUUUACUUCAACUUAGAACUGGAAUGACACUUUCUGGGAACAAUACAAUUUGCUUCCAUCAUGCAAAAAUUUACAUCGACAGAUUUGAGGAUUUGCAGAAGUCAUGUUGUGACCCAUUUAACAUACACAAAAAACUAGCCAAAAAAAAUUUACAUGUAAUUGAUUUAGAUGAUGCCACUUUUCUGAGUGCAAAAUUUGGAAGACAGCUUGUACCUGGUUGGAAACUUUGUCCAAAAUGUACACAGAUAAUCAAUGGAAGUGUGGAUGUUGAUUCUGAAGACCGGCAGAGAAGAAAACCUGAUUCAGAUGGAAGAACUGCUAAAGCUCUGAGGUCAUUACAAUUUGCAAACCCAGGAAAGCAAACUGAAUUUGCUCCAGAAACUGGUAAAAGAGAAAAAAGAAGGCUUACAAAAAGUGCAGUUGCUGGUUCAGACAGACAAGUGAUCCCAGCGAAGAGUAAGGUCUAUGAUAGCCAGGGUCUCCUGAUUUUCAGUGGAAUGGACCUGUGUGACUGCCUCGAUGAAGACUGCUUAGGAUGUUUCUAUGCUUGUCCUGCCUGCGGUUCUACCAAAUGUGGUGCCGAAUGCCGCUGUGAUCGCAAGUGGCUAUAUGAGCAAAUUGAAAUCGAAGGAGGAGAAAUAAUUCAUAACAAACAUGCUGGAUAAUUUGUGGUAUCAAAUUACGGGAUCUUUAAAGUUCCUUUCUCUAUUUCUAAAAUUCUAAGGUACCUUUUAAAGUUGAUUGCCAAGUGACAAACAUGCACUCAGUGUGCACUAAUGUUGCUUUUAGGGUGCUUUAAAGUAAAUUAUUUGAUGUAAAGUUUGAUGGACUAUUUAUUACUCAGCAGUCAGCUUCCAGCCUGUCUGGGUCAAUGUAAACAAGCAGUGUAUAGGCAGUCCUCAAUUUGCACAAUUCCCAGGUCCACAAAUUUCAAUGACAGUGAUUUAGUUAAAUAAGCCAGUUGCCUAACAGCACAGUUCAAAUUUCAGUCACCAUGGUAUAUUAAUUGUGAGUAUUUACAUGAAGUACAAACUUCCUUGCUAGCUCUUAAGUCCACAAAUCACUAUGCAAGUAACAGAUGUGCUUCAAGAUCAGUGAUCAAUCACGUUACUUCUCUCAAAUUCUGCAAGUGAUUGGUCACUGCACAUCUGUUACUCAGUUUGCUCAGACAGCAAAGCACAGAGUUGUGUUGACUCCUGCCACCCAUGUGACAUUUUACAAAGUGGAUAAUCAGAAUUGGCCAACAAAGAUGACAGUGCAGUGAAGAAAUGAAAAUGAUAAUGCUAGAAGUGUGACUUGAAUUGAACAUACAUAGAGUUGUAGAAGAAAUCACUGAUCAUGGGAAUAUUGACACUGCUGCUAUUCCAGAGCCUCUAGAUAUGCAGCUAGAGGAACUCAGUGAAGGCAAACUUAUCAUCAUAAAUGAGAAAAGGAGGAGCAUGUCCCAGAGGAAGUGAUGGUAACAAACUUCACAUUAAAGGAAAUUACAGAGGUAUUUCACAACAUUGAAAGCACAAACGAUAAAAUGGUGGAAGCUAAUCUAAACUUAAAGGAUUCUGACAACUUGCAGUGGUAUAGAAAAGAUGCUUACCCAGUACCAUAAAUUACUUGACAAAAAGGCAAGUACUAUUACUCCUGAUUAGUUUUUUUACAAUGAAAUAACAGUUUAAUUUUCAGUGCUUCUAAUAUAAAUUACAAUGUACUAAGUAUACUUUUUUACAAUUUUUUCAUUUUCUUUUAUGUUUAUAACUGACACUUUUAUGUUUAUAACUGACACUUUAAUAUAUAUAUUUUUUUUUUUUUUUUUUUUUUUUUUUUUUUUUGCGGUACGCGGGCCUCUCGCUGCUGUGGCCUCUCCCGUUGCGGAGCACAGGCUCCGGACGCACAGGCUCAGCGGCCACGGCUCACGGGCCCAGCCGCUCCACGGCAUGUGGGAUCUUCCCAGACCGGGGCACGAACCCGUGUCCCCUGCAUCGGCAGGCGGACUCUCAACCACUGCGCCACCAGGGAAGCCCGACACUUUAAUAUUUUGACAGAUUUUUUUCAAGGUCACAGAAUAAUAAUUUUCCCCAUUAAUUAUUAAGAUUACUUUGAUUGCCAUUUUUAUGGUCCCACACUACCACCCAUGCAAGGCAAGGACUACCUAUAGGUGAGAAUAGUACCUACUUCAGGAAAAGUUAAUUUUGAGACAGCUAAGUAGUUGAACUAUUUUGGAAAUAAUCUACAUAACUAAGUACUAUAAUACAUCAUUUCUUCUCUCCACUUAUUCUUUUAAAAAAAGUUUUAAUACUGUAAACCUUUCAUUGCUUAGACUGUGUUCUUGGUGAAAAUUUGUGCUUGGUGGCAAAAAUCUAUGUAUAAAACAUGGAUAUACAUACAAUAUAUAAGCAGAUAUGCAUUAUAUCUGUGGUAUUUCAAUUUAAUAGGGUGUUGACUAGGAGUAAAAGGGCUAAAAACAGCUCCUUAAUGGAGUAAUAAUGAAACAAGGUAGAGAAACACUGGUUGAGACAGAGUAUAAAUUAUUUGGAAAUUGAUUGAAUCUUGAGUUGGAAUGUGUAUGGGUACCCUUUGGAGGGUGGGGGUGGGUGGUAACUUCUCUCUGCUCUUUUUUUCAAGACAGCUAUCCAUCAGUCUGUCUAAAAUGUUUUAUUGUCUAGGACAUGGCCUCUAAACUAGCUUUUUAUUUUCCUUAAGUAUAGUACUUCAAUCAAAUGAGCUUUUAGCAACUUGAAAUACUUUUAGCUGUUGAAAAUAGAUUUAUACAGCCAAUUUGAUGAAGUGACCAAAAGAGGUUUGUUUUUACUCCUGUAUACUUUUGGUAUCUGUUUAAAAUGACUGGUUUUACUUUGAUGGAGUGCCAUUUUCAACCAUGGAAUUAGAAUGUCAUUUUUAAGUUAGAAGUGUUUACCGACCCAAUUAUUAGAAAUACAGUUUAUCAGUUCCUUGACUGACAUGUUUCAACAGAGCACUGACAAAAAGAAUAUUUUGUCUUUCUAUACUUAAAUCAGAUGCUAGAUUCUUUUUUUUUCCUGAAUUAAGGAAAUAUUUUAUCACAGAAGAGACAAACACAGGCUCCUAAUUUUAUCUGAACUUCUACGUUAUUAGACCUUCUUAGUUGAGUUACUGCCAUCAUUUUUUUGCUUCUAAAUAUGACUUAGUGUAUUGCUUAAGCUCUUCGUAGGGACAAGUUAAAAUCUUAACUUUUUUGUUUGUUUAAAACAGGAACAUAUUUUCAACAAAAUAAAUGACUUUAAAAUUCAAAUUGUGAUAUUUCAACAUUCCUUAGUAAAAGAACAUUUCUCUUAUUUUUCAAAGAUGAUAAAUUUUUUAAGGGAAACUUUCUUGAACAAUUUUGCAAAUAUUUGUUCAUUAUGCCUAUUUAGGAGACCAAACUUUUAGUGAGCAUGCAAAAUGUUUACAGAGAAAGGUAUAUCUGAUUUGGAGUAGGCUGUAAUAAAAGCUGUGUUUCAGAAAAACUACAUCACAAGUCCACUUAUGUUUUAAUAUAAAAUUACAGUAAUAUAGAAUACAGUGAAAUUGUCUAGAUCCUUUUUGUACUUUGCGUAAGUAUGAUUCAAAGUGGCUAAAUUAUUUUAGAAUGCUAUUAAUCUAAAAGCAAAAAUAAAAGUUGUAUGAAACGCGUAGCUUUGGCUAUAGGUGGGUCCUGGUUGAAAAGUUAACAUAAGACCACAAACGUUGGUCUUCCACAGUGUUGGUCACAAACGUUAGAGUGAAAAAUGCACGUAUAUAUGUGAAUAAAAUGAGUGGCAUCCCAGUGAUCUUUUUCCCAUUUGUCUUUUACAAGUAUAAGAAAAUAACUACUUAUCUUUGGAAUAUUAUAUAUGAGAUUCUUCUAUUUUUAAAAAUAUUAUGUCUAUUUCUAGAUAGCAAGCUGCUCUACAACCUGACAGACUAUUCUAAAACUGUUUUCCUGGCGUGGAUUCAACUAAGUAAUUUUUAACAGAUGUAUUUUGAAACACUCAUACAUAUAUAUACAUAUAGAGAGUGAUUUAUUCAGAGAAUAUAACUUAUAGUAAGUUCCAGUAUGGUUCUUAACUUUAUGGAGGUCAAAGACCCCUGUGAGAAGCUGAUGAAAACUAUGAACUCCCCAGAAAAAUGCAUUUGAGUACUCAUAAAUAUUCCACGUUCAGAACCCCUGAACACGUAUUGAAGUACCUGGGUAAUAGGCAUUUUCUGUAAACCAUUUGAUGUUUUUUUUUUUUUAAAGUGAGGAUGGCUGACUAAAGUAUAGUUUGGUUUUUUAUGUAAUGUUGUAGGUGGGUUUUGUUAAGCGAAAUCAGAAUGGUUCAGUUCGUUGAAAGAGCUCUUGCUACCCUGAAAAGGCUAAAUCCCACCGUGGCCCACCGCUCCCACGUCCAAAAAGGUAAUUACAUGUCGAGUAGCAAUGUAGAAAACUGAGGUGUCUUACAUGGACUGAGCUUUUGUAAUUAGAGAUUUUCUUGCAUUAUGGUUAUGCUGUUAGAAAUAGCUUAGCAUCCUUGUACAAAUUCAUGCGACACUGCUUUAGUUUUUGCUGACAUCUGCUGGUAUUUUCAUGAAAAUAAACUCUGCUGCUGCUA